Magallana angulata is the source of this 2493-nucleotide messenger RNA. RefSeq lists its product as uncharacterized. Lineage: Eukaryota; Metazoa; Mollusca; Bivalvia; Ostreida; Ostreidae. The transcript has 11 exons. The record is from RefSeq and is a predicted model, not a curated record. Bases 179 to 1246 code for a protein of 355 amino acids.
GUGAUGAUGUCCUUUACCAAUCCAAUAUCGCAGGCAUGCGCAAGAAAUUAGUUAUAUAACAUUUGCAAUGAUUGAGGAACAGUUAUAUUGACGCAAUAUUUGUGGCUCUAAACAAGAAACGGAAGAAAAAUAAUUUCAACACAACCUGUCUUUGUUGUAGAGAAGCACUGAGCCAAAUAUGGAUGGUAUUGAUGGAAUAAUAAUGAAUGGUGCAACUGAAUCUUGCUGCAAUGUUAACAAUGGAGGAUCAACAUGCCAAAAAGAAGAGAAAAUUUUGAAAUGUGUUCAGAGCCUUGAAAUAAAAGAUGAUCAGAACUGUGAUGAUGAGAAAUCAUUCGAGUUUAUUGAGACCACAGAAUUGACAGUCAUUCAAAGAACCAAAAAGGGAAAACAACUGAAACGAAUUGACACUCGAGAAAGUACUCUGUUGGAUGAGAGUUCUCUGGUGUCAGAAAUUUUUGUGCGAUACCCUAAGGAGGAUAUUGAUAAAGAGGAAUCCCUGGGAGGAUUCAUUUCCACGAUUAGACGAAGUGAUGGGGCAUUUCUUCAUGCAUUUUGUUCCCUGGAAGAAGACGGAAUCUUUGCUAAAGCUUUACAUCUGAAAAAUAAAGACAUUUUGGUGAGUUUAAAUGGCAUAAAGAUACUAGGAUCUUUUACACACGACAAUGCAGAUGUUGUGGAGAUGUUUCGAAAUUUACCAAUGUCAAAGACAAUAUCAAUGGUGAAAUACAAUAGAAGAUCUGACAAGUUUACAACCAUCGAAUUCCUUCUUGAAAUAGCAUCGGAAGAAAUUAUAGUGAAAGAAGACUCUGUGAAGCUUACGAACGACCCACCCAUUGUGGCGGCAAUAGUGUGUCCGAGAAGCAACAAAUCGUUGGCAUAUACUAAUGGACAAUUGAAUCUCUGUAAUUCUGGAGACGUCAGUUCGAAUUGUGCUCACCAUUUUGUAGUCACAAAAACUCUCGCCGGAUAUUACCUUGCAUACACUUUCCAAGUUCAGAUAGAUAAAUCAAAAUACCUUGGUCUCAAAGGGAAACGACUGGAUGUCAUUGAUAAAACAAAGGGGAUUCCAAUAUUUCGACAAGAGCAAAUAGACAGGGAUGUUUACCUUAAACCAGAUGGAAAUGAUAAUAAGUAUGUCCACUACAAUGAGACAACAGGAAAUUAUGAGCUGGGAACACGUGAGACUGCUGUCUCACGUAAAGGCUUUGGGGUGUGGAUAGAAAAAACCGAUUGCACACCAUAGGAAAAGGAUCAAAAUCAUUGCAUUUUUCGAACUUGACUUUCGACAGAUUAUGUGCAAAGUUUAACAACAGUAAUUGAUAACUUUGGUUGUCAAUAACAAGUAAACUUGCUCGAAGUACAUUUGUUUAAACAGUUUAAUGAUGUCUUUUUUCAUCAAUAAUUUCUAUUCUUUGAACUAAAUGACACGAAAACGAUUCUUGACUGAAUUAAAAUUAAAUGCACUGUUAAGUGGUAAGUGUUUACCGAAGCAACUGAAGUAAGCCAAAUAACAUUUUCUGUAAUCCAGUAAAAAAAAAUAAAGAAAUAUAGUUCAUGUACAUAUUACUCAAUACAUAUUGAAUUCAUUUCUUUUAACUACGCAAAAUAUAUUCACUGCUUAUUAUCUAAUGGCAUCUUUAAUACUAAAAUGUAAAACGGAAAAAGACACUUAACCCAAAAAGAAAAGAAUAAGGAAGAGAUGUAGUUUUUCCGGCAGUUUAAUAGAAAAAUUGUUGUCUGGUGAUAUCAACAAAAGUGAUUGACCAAUCAAAAGCGUUGUUUUAUCGUCAAUUUUUCACAAAAAAUGAUGUGUAAUUCUAUGUCAAUCCCUUCUAUAUUGUUUAUAAGGUCAUUAUUAUAAUUUAUCUUGUUUUAAUCUUAACUGUACAAGUAUAUAUUUUUUGUUAAACUAUGCAUGUUUUUAUUAAUUUAUUUAUCAUGAAAACAAACAUUUCAUUGAAUAAAUUGACUUUGCUUUUCAGUUAUUGCUUUUAGGAUUUUAUUGUAUGUUAAGCAUUAUAUGUUGCAUAAUCACAAGAGAUUUUUUCACGACGAUAUUGAAUUAUUUUGAUAUUUUUAUGAUAGACUGAUAUGUUCAAGGCCAGUAUUUUCAGCAUUUAACUAAUGUUUUGCUUUGUAUAUAAAAAAAAACCUUCUAUUUUCUUUAAGUUCAUUUUUUUAAUGUCCAUUAGAUAUUGAGGUAUUAAAAAGUAACAACCACAUUUUGUACAAAGUAAAUGAAUGUUCCGAUCAUUGAAAUUAUGGUUUGAUUUUGAAUAUAUUAUCAAAUAAAAAUACCCACUAAAGAAAUUUUCGAAAUUUUGAUUAUUGUCCAACCAAUUGUACCUGCAAUUUUACAUUGAAGUCUAUGGACAGAGCAUGUUUUAUAAAGAUAUUGUAAAAUGUAUCUUGAAUUUUUUAAAAAUGUCUUGGUGCUUAUAUGCAUGAAGUCUCUCUUUUUUAAAAUAUGAAAUAAAAUGAAUCCUUUGA